Puntigrus tetrazona (Sumatra barb) is the source of this 1531-nucleotide messenger RNA. RefSeq lists its product as uncharacterized. Lineage: Eukaryota; Metazoa; Chordata; Actinopteri; Cypriniformes; Cyprinidae. Gene Ontology annotation, molecular function: nucleic acid binding; zinc ion binding. The transcript is spliced from 4 exons. The record is from RefSeq and is a predicted model, not a curated record. Bases 103 to 1362 code for a protein of 419 amino acids.
GAAAAAUCUCCUAUAUUUGAUGUCAGUAAAAAUAUUCCUUUAGUGCCUUUGUUCAGAGAGACGGAGGUGGACAGUUAUUUUUCUGCAUUUGAAAGAAUUGCGAUGUCAUUGAACUGGCCUAAAGAUGUUUGGGCGUUAUUAUUACAGUGCAGAUUAGUGGGUAAGGCGAUGGAAGUUUUUUCCACUUUGCCUUUAGCCGAAAGUUUACAGUAUGAUAACGUUAAGGCAGCUAUUUUGCGCGCUUAUGAACUCGUACCUGAAGCCUACCGACAAAAAUUUCGAGGCCAUAGGAAAAGUAACAGUCAGACGUUCGUUGAAUUCGCACGUGAGAAAGGGAUUUUGUUUGAUAAGUGGUGCGUUUCGAGUCAAGCUAGCGAUUUUGCUUCUCUGCGUGAGCUUAUACUUCUUGAAGAUUUCAAGAAGUGCUUACCUGAACGCAUCGUAUUAUAUCUAAAUGAGCAAAAGGUGACGACGUUAUCGAUUGCUGCUGUUUUGGCCGAUGAAUUUGCGCUAACGCAUAAAAACGUGUUUUCUGUUGUGCGCGGUGACAGGCCUGGUGUUGUGGCUGCAUCUUUGAAUACUGUACCGGCCAAGAUCAAUGGGGAACGGUUUAGAGAAAAACGUGAGUGUUUUUAUUGCCAUAAAGUAGGUCAUGUCAUUGCUGACUGUAUGGUAUUAAAGAGAAAAUCAAAUCCGGUUAAAACGCAGUCAGUAGGUCUUAUCAAAACUUCUUUAGUACAGGCUGAUUCAGGGUAUGAACCAUUUUUGUUAGAUGGUUUUGUGUCUUUCAGUGGUCAACUUGAGGACCGAGUUGCAGUGAGAGUGUUGAGGGACACUGGUGCUGCUCGCUCGUUGAUACGCGGUGAUGUUUUGCCUUUCUCCAAGGAGUCUGGUUUGGAUUCCAGCAUUUUAGUGCAAGCAGAAUUGACUCAGAGAUUUCCAGAAGUUUUCCCAGCGUGUGUCCUGACUCGGUCUCAGACGAAGAGGAUGGGAACGGAGUUUACACUAGAUGACACCUUCAUGUGCACUGAUCAUCCAGUUCAAGUUGAUGUGGAGUCUGUCAGUGUCAAAGAGCAUCCAUGCCAGGAGUCAGAAUCAGAACAGAGGUGGAUGCUAGUGCCGUUGGAGCUGGUGCUGUGCUCUUACAGGAAGAUAAAGAAGCAUUUCGAAGUUUAUGUGGGGUCUACCCCAUAUCAAGUGAUAGUGUAUACGGAUCACAAUCCCCUUACCUUCUUGUGUCGAAUGUACAACCACAAUCAGCGGCUUAUGCGUUGGGCUUUAAUUGUCCAAGAUUACAACCUGGAAAUUCGGCACAAGAGAGGCACAGAUAACGUGGUAGCUGAUGCUCUUUCUAGAGUUUAACAAGUGGGUACAAAUUGUUUUGUUAUUUUUCUUUUCAGUAAACAAACACUUUAAUGUUUGUUUUUUUUAAGGGGGAGGGUGUUACGUGACCGCAUUUGUUUCUCUCCUUCUUUUCUGUGAUUGGAUAAUUUUAGUGACGUCUUUUCUGUUAUUAUUUGCUGCUGUUUUU